Messenger RNA from Scedosporium apiospermum, 1626 nucleotides. RefSeq lists its product as uncharacterized. Lineage: Eukaryota; Fungi; Ascomycota; Sordariomycetes; Microascales; Microascaceae. Gene Ontology annotation, cellular component: mitochondrial inner membrane. The coding region runs from base 1 to 1626 and encodes 541 amino acids. Gene Ontology annotation, biological process: mitochondrial respiratory chain complex IV assembly; protein insertion into mitochondrial inner membrane from matrix. The transcript has 3 exons. The record is from RefSeq and is a predicted model, not a curated record. Gene Ontology annotation, molecular function: membrane insertase activity.
AUGAGGGCCUUUAAUGGAGGAAUUAUUGUGGCGAAUCUGAAUGGAAAGGCCACCGCGAUGAAGGCAUGGCACCCUACUGAGGCAGGUGCCUCGGUUAACUUGACAGCAAUCACCAUAGUUUCGCUCUCUGGUGCCGCAUGCCGCAACACUGUUCAGCAUAUGAGAUCGCCCACGGCCCAAAUUCUGAAAUCUACACCUCAGCUCAUAUGGGGUUCUUCUACCCGCACCUAUGCGACCGCCCGGAUCGGAAAUGGCAGGAAUCUCCAAAGACUGCCCCUCGGCUCAGCGACCCGAGCAACCCCCCUAAGGACCGCCGCGAUCGCCGGCUCCGUCGCCUUCACCCAGAUUCCCUCCGCGAGCCGAUCCCUCUCCCUCUGGGGCUACGGCUCAAAAAAGCCCGAUCCUCCCACCACCACACCCGAAGCCCCAGCGCAGUCUGCCACGCCGGCACAGGUCCAAACUCCUCCCCCAGCCGCCGAGGCCGCCGCCUCCACCACCCCAUCCAUAGAGCAGACCGCCACGGACCUCGCAUCCUCCUCACCUGCCGCGGUCGGCGCCCCAGAGCCCACGGCCGAGCUCUCCAACAUCAUCUCCUCUGAGCUCGGCAAAUACGACUCCAUCUCCUCCAUCCCCGAACACAUCGGCUACCUGCACAGCCUUGGCAUCGACUUCGGCUGGGGCACCACGUCCAUGAUCCAAUGGCUCCUCGAGCACGUCCACGUCUACUCCGGCUUCCCUUGGUGGGCGUCCAUCCUCGCCACGAGUCUGCUCAUCCGCGCAUGUCUCUGGAAGCCUAUCAUGCUGGGCCAGGAGCACACCACGCGGCUCAACAUCCUCCGUAGGACCGAGCCGGGUUACGAGCGCGCCACGGAGGCCUGGAAGGAAUCGAUGGUGAACAAGGACGUCUUGGCUGGUCAGGCUGCCAAGGCAGCUAUGAAGGCCCUCGAGGAGAAGCACAAGGUCAACAAGAAGUUGAUGUUUGUCAACAUGAUUCAGCUGCCUAUCGGCUUCGGCAUGUACCGCAUCUUGAAGGCCAUGUCGGAUUUGCCUGUGCCUGGCCUUGAGACUGGCGGUCUUUUGUGGAUCACGAACCUCACUGUUCCUGAUCCCUGGUAUAUCCUCCCCUUCGUCGGCCCUCUUACCUUGAUGGCUACAAUGAGGAUAACAAACCGCCAUAACACCCCCCAGCAGCAAGCUACCAUGAAAGCCGUAUCCUUCAUCCUCGUCCCCCUCGGCUUCAUCGCAACCAGCUUCCUCCCCGCCGGCGUCCAGCUCUACUUCGUAACCGCCUCCGUUCCCGGUCUCCUCCAGACCUGGCUCAUCUUCCAGCCCUGGUUCCGUAGGUGGUCCGGCCUCACGCCCCUCCCCGAGCCCCUCGCCAAAGCACCCGCCGGUUCCGUCUCCGCGACCUCCGUCACCUCCACUCCCGGCAUGUUCGACGGCGUGAAGAAAGCCUUCAAGGAUGCGUCCGAGAUGGCCAACGCUAGGAGGGACGGCUCGAAGGUGAAGAAGGAGAAGCAGAAUAGCGAGUCCGAGGAGACGAGGUUGCAGGCUGAGUAUUAUGAGUCUUUGAGGGAGAGGAUGGCUGAGCUGGAGAAGAGCCGGAAGAUGAAGCGCAGGCCGUAG